Messenger RNA from Acanthosepion pharaonis, 873 nucleotides. NCBI's taxonomy places the organism in Eukaryota, Metazoa, Mollusca, Cephalopoda, Sepiida, Sepiidae. The record is from the annotation of a GenBank genome assembly.
AUGCCCUACAAUUUUUUUUACCACUUAUCUAUAUCUCCUCCCUUUUACUGGGCACCCAUUUUUGUAACUUUUUACUCUUUUUAUUCUCCCUCACUCUCACCAACCUCCAUUUAUUCCUUUGUGUCUCUGACACCUUUUUACUUUCUCUUUUGUUGUUUCCUUAUUCUUGUUUCUCUCUGUCUCUCUCUCUAUUUCUCCCACUCUCUUUCUAAUCUCCUUUUACUUCUCUCUAUCUCCUUCUUUGGCUCUCUUCUUUUGUCUCAUUUUUUCUGUCUUCUUUAUUCUUCCUCUCUCUCUAACAUCACUUUACUACUCUGUAUCUCCUACAUCUUACUGCACUCCAUCUUUUCUUUUGUUCUCCACUCUUACUAUACCUCCUCUCCCUCUCUCUAUACAGCUUUUACUUUUUCUUUCUUUGAUAUCUUCUUAUUUUUCCUCUCCCUCUCUCUAUAUACAACUUUCACAUUACAUAACACACAUUUUUCUUUCUUUUUGAUCUCUUCUUAUUUUUCCUCUCCCUCUCUCUAUAUACAGCUUUCACUUUUUUCUUUCUUUUUGAUCUCUUUUUAUUCUCAUUCUCCCCCUCUCUAUAUACAGCUUUCACUUUUUUCCUUCUUUUUGAUCUCUUUUUAUUCUCAUUCUCCCUCUCUCUAUAUACAGCUUUCACUUUUUUCUUUCUUUUUGAUCUCUUUUUAUUCUCAUUCUCCCUCUCUCUAUAUACAGCUUUCACUUUUUUCUUUCUUUUUGAUCUCUUUUUAUUCUCAUUCUCCCCCUCUCUAUAUACAGCUUUCACUUUUUUUUCUUUUUUUGAUCUCUUUUUUUCUCAUUCUCCCCUCUCUAUAUACAGCUUUCACUUUUUUCCUUCUUUUUUGA